AUGGAAAUGCAGGAAGGGAAAAUGGAGAAAGAUUUCCUGUUUCAAUGGGGAAACAGAAAGAAGCUAAGAUGUCCCAACAAACUAAAAAAACAGCACCACUUUGGCAACACUACCAGCAGCAGCGGAGGCGGCGGCACUUCCACGACGCCACAAUCUUUACCUUUGCCCAACAAGAAAAUAUUCUCUUCGCCUGUUGUCAAUCAUCUCAAAAUAAAUUCGGAUUUAGGAACGAAUAAACCAAGAGCGGCAUUGACAUCACUGGAGAAGGAAGAUAGGUACUAUGCAACAAGGGGAUCAGGUUCCUUGAUGUUGGAUGAUAAUCACAAUAAUAACACAAAGGCUUUGAUGGAUCAACAAUUUGUGAGCCCAGGGACAUGGCUAUCAGACAUGUAUCGGGAGAGGUAUCAAGUGAGGGAGAAGAAAACUUCAAAGAAUGUAUGA
Messenger RNA from Hibiscus syriacus, 441 nucleotides. RefSeq lists its product as uncharacterized. The transcript has 3 exons. NCBI's taxonomy places the organism in Eukaryota, Viridiplantae, Streptophyta, Magnoliopsida, Malvales, Malvaceae. The record is from RefSeq and is a predicted model, not a curated record. The coding region runs from base 1 to 441 and encodes 146 amino acids.